CCGUCGCUACUUCCUGCGACAGGCGCCAUUUUCGGCGUCGAGGCUGAAUUACAGCAUGCUGUUGUCAAACAGAUAAUAAGAACUCAAGAGACGUAUACCUUGGUUUUUCACAUUUGUUUCCACAAUGGGAAGAAAAAAGAAGAAGCAGAUGAAGCCGUGGUGCUGGUACUGCAAUCGAGAUUUUGAUGAUGAAAAGAUCCUCAUUCAGCAUCAAAAGGCCAAACACUUUAAAUGUCACAUUUGCCAUAAGAAGUUAUACACUGGCCCGGGCCUGGCCAUUCACUGCAUGCAGGUGCACAAAGAGUCAAUCGACAGUGUACCAAAUGCAAUUCCCGGAAGAAUCGACAUUGAACUGGAGAUCUAUGGUAUGGAGGGAAUUCCUGAGAAAGAUAUGCAAGAAAGAAGACGAACGUUGGAACAGAAAUCUCAAGAUGGAGGGAAAAAAAGGAACCCAGAUGAUUCGGAUGAGGAUGACGACGACGAUGAAGCAGGACCAUCAGUGCAGCAAGUGACUGGUGUGCCGCCUCAAGUAGGUUAUGCUGCACCUAUGGCUCAGCCUGGGAUCCCUCCUGUGGUGGGUGCGCCGGGGAUGCCUCCAGGAGGAUAUCAAGGAAUGCCUCCAAUGAUGCCAGGUGUUCCUCCUAUGAUGCAUGGCUUGCAUCAUGGUAUUCAUGGAAUGCCUCCAGGGAUGAUGCCAAUGGGUGGGAUGAUGCCUCCCAUGAUGCCAGGCAUGCCUGGUAUGCCCCCAGGAAUGCCACCGCACAUGGCUCCAAGGCCAGGGAUGCCCCACAUGGCCCCGGUCCCUACAGCAGGAGCGAUACCCACUCGACCAACGGUAACAGUGGCUCAACCAGCUGUCACCAAGCCUCUUUUCCCCAGUGCAGCACAGAUGGGCUCUGGUGUUCACUGCAGCACAGCAGCCGUUUCCUCUCCACCUGCAGACCUUCAGUCUGCCUCCUCUCAACUUCCCUUUCCUAACACACCACAAGCCCAGCAAAGUGCUUCAGGAGCCGCAGCAUCGAACUCCCACAGCACAGCAGGCUCCUCCGACCUGCCCAAAGCAACAUUCCCUGCAUAUACCCAACCCUCUGUUUCUUCCUCUUCCACUUCCUCCUCUAACCCAUCUAGCAGUACUGUGGCCAAACCCCCAGCCACAGUGUCCACAAAACCUGCCACCCUCACCACCUCGAGUGCAACUAGUAAGUUGAUCCACCCUGAUGAGGAUAUCUCGCUGGAGGAGCUGAGGGCACAGUUGCCCCGUUACCAGCGUCUCUUAGCAAGGACAGGUCAGGCCCAUGUGGCUGCUCCACCAGUGGCAGCUGUAGGCGGCAUGAUGGCCCCACAGCAAGGCCUGCCACCACAGCAGCCGGGCAUGAGGCAUCCCAUGCAUGGUCAGUAUGGUGCCCCUCCACAGGGCAUGCCAACCUUCAUGCCUGGAGGGAUGCCUCCAUAUGGGCAGGUUCCUCCUUACCAGGGAGGCCCCCCCAUGGGCAUGAGGCCACCUGUCAUGUCACCUGCCGGGCGCUACUGAAGCAGCAAAGCAGCCACCACAUUAGGUUUGAGGUUAACACCUUUCUCUCAUCCUUGUACAUUUUCUGACCUAGCUGCAAUCAAAGAGCAGUAACCCCAGUGGUGGAGAAGACUUAAUUAUUUGUUAGCAACACAUGGACAUUUAAUGUACCAACAGUCCAACACCACACAAGUUCCUGAAUGUUUUUUUUGUAAUUUGAUCACCUGUGAAGAUUAAAUUCUUUCCCUCAUAGGUUUCACUCAGGUUCUUAGGGGUGAAGUGUGUUAAAGUGAAUCAUAUUUCUGUUGAAGCUGCUGGACUUACAUGAACGUACCAACCCCUUACAAAGGCAAGUUUACCUUGUAAACCAUUUAUUGGAUUUUGUUUGUUUUUGUAGAUCACUCGGGCCCUCACAGCAUGCUUAGGUGCUGUUGGACUUGCGUCCCCAACCUUGGUUGGUGAGGGUCUCGGUGAUAAAGAUGUUUAGUGUUACCAAUCUGCAGCUCAUAAGUCUCUAGCUCUCUUCUUAUUUCAGGCUUGUUUUAAGAUGUUCCUGCUUAAAGGGUACCUGUGUGCAUCCUUUGUAAUGUUUUAUCAAUCUGUUGUAAUAAAAUACACCUUAAAACUGCA
Molecule: messenger RNA, 2140 nt
Organism: Nerophis ophidion (straightnose pipefish)
Lineage: Eukaryota; Metazoa; Chordata; Actinopteri; Syngnathiformes; Syngnathidae
Gene: znf207b
Product: zinc finger protein 207, b
Exons: 11
Coding region: 125-1531 (468 amino acids)
Cellular component (GO): nucleus
Source: RefSeq, a predicted model, not a curated record